AUGGAGGUUAUUCAAACCCAGUGCAUACAAUACCUUCCAACCAAUUCGAAGGUCAUCAUCGUCAUUCAUGUCGCCACCGCGGCCGGAUGGAUCAAAAAGCUCGUGGACUGUGGGAUCAUCACAAAGCUCGACUCUGAAAAUGAGAAGCCUGAUGGAUCUUGUGCCGACCGUGUUUUCCGACACGGUGGCGUUAUCCUGUUUGAUGGGCCUGCUAAUUUGAAACCAGACUUUCUCCAAGCAUGCUACGAUCUUCUCUCUAGGAAGUACGGGAACAUUCCGAUUGUUUGGUGUAGCAACAAGGCAGAUGUGGAUCAUGUGAUGAUGAUGGGAGACAAGAAUAUUACUCUGCCACACUUUGAAAUUUCUGCCAACAACGAUCACAACCUUGAGGCACCAUUCUCGGACCUGGCCAACAAGCUUACAGAAAAUGAUGAGCUGCUUUCUGUUAAGCCGCAGCCACCUGCUGUUACUCCUCCAGUACAUAUUCAGAUGGACAUGACUGCAGCACAGCGUGGGCCUGCUGCACAACCCUUUCCUGAUGAAGACAAUAAUGGCUGCUGCAGUGCUUGUCUCAAGUGCCCAAAGGCUUGCUAUUAUAUGGUUUCCAUCUCGGAUACUUGCAUGAACUGGGUAGAAGAAGCUUGA
This is a messenger RNA of Prunus mume (Japanese apricot), 645 nucleotides long. NCBI's taxonomy places the organism in Eukaryota, Viridiplantae, Streptophyta, Magnoliopsida, Rosales, Rosaceae. The record is from RefSeq and is a predicted model, not a curated record.